AUCUAAAGGUGAAAGAAAAUUAAAAGCGGAGAAGAAACUGUCUCCAUUCUUUCUGUUUCCUGAGUCCUGGCAUCUUGAUAAGUUUAUCGGACUUGAUAAUGCUUAAAUAAGAUAAGAUGCCUCCUAAAGCUAAACCUGUACCGAAAGCUGCCGCUAAACCAGCAGCUAAAGCGACAACAUCUACUAAAGCUGGGACAGCGGCAAGAAAACCUGGGACGACUGGAAAAGCUGCACCAGGUGGAUCCAGGAAAGCUGGCCCAGCAGCCAAAGGCAGCAAGGAUGCAGCCAAAUCAGCCCAGAAGGCUCCAGCCAAGCCCAAACCCCCAAGCAAGGAGCACCUGGCCUCCGUGCAGAUCCAGAAAUGGGUGCGGAGGUUCCUGGCCCAGUGCAAGCUCCAGAAGAUGAAGAAGGAGAAGGAGGAUUACGAAGAGAUGGUGGAGAAGCUGGAGAAAGAGGCUUUCCUUGCAAUCGUGAGGAAAGAACAGGAGAAAGCAGAGGAGGAGCACAGGAAGGAGAUGGAGAUGAGAAGGAGGAAGAAGCAAGAGAAGACUUGGGAGAAGACGAUGUUAGAAUCUGCAUUUGAUGGCAACAUGGAUGACGUUCUGACUGUUUUGAAAGAGGUCGAUGCUCGUGAUAAUACUGAUGGUGUCUCGACUGAUGAAAUUGGCCGGUCGAUCCGUGCGCGUCACCAGCUAGCCAUGGUCAACUGUGAAGAUGCCAAUGGGAACACACCCCUCUCAGAGGCCUCCAGCGGUGGUGCUACAGAGGUGAUUCAGAUGUUGAUCGAUAGAGGAGCGGAUAUCAAUCAGAAAGGCCAGUUUGAAAGGACACCACUUUAUAGAGCUGCAUUCGCUGGCCAUUUGGAAGCCGUUCAGACGUUGCUCCAGAACGGAGGCGAUCCUCGCAUCUACGCCAAUGAUGGAGACAAACCUGAACAGGUCGCUUCUCAGGACGCCGUCAAGAACCUCCUGGAAUCGUGGGAUGUGUCCAUGACAGAGUCGUUGCUAAGCAACAUCGAGAAGCUGAAGGACAAGAGAAGGGAGGAAGAGACGAAGAGACAGAAUGCUGAGAUGGCAAAGUUUGAGAACCAGUUUGCUGAAGCACAGAAGGUCCACGAUGCCAUGCAGAAACUGCUGAGCAGAGCUUACUGUGAGCUGGAGAAAAGAAUCGUGGAACACGAUAAAUGUAUGCUGACAGGAUUCAAGACUGAUAUUACUUUACAAUGUGUGCAUGAUGCUGAGCAUGAACUCGAGAUGGCGAAGAUAGCAGCCGAUGAAGCAAGGAAUAAAGUGAACCAAAUCAAACUACAGAUGAGAGAACAAAGGAAAGCUGCCAGUGGAGAGGAUGAGAUUGGUGUGAAGGUGAACUUUAAGGAGCUCAAUGACGUGUUGCUAAGAGACGUCGGAGGCAAGAUCAAGUCUGACGGUCGCUGGCCGAUGCUCCUGGACCCCUCUGGGAGGGUGUCAACAUUUCUCCGUUAUCAGGAUACCAACUUCAUCAACGCACUCAACCCAAAUCACAUGGAACCGGAGGUUAUAAGAAGCGCUGUAUUAGGGGCUGUAAGGUAUGGCAAGCCAUUUGUUCUGGACUUCCUGGAGGUGAACAUGUUUGAGACGUGCGUGUCAAGGUUUGAUGAAGUCCAGCCAGGACUCCUGGAAGACAUCCUCAACAAGAGUAUCCUGGAGAAGGAAAAAUAUCUGUACCUCGUGAGGGAGAGCGAUGGGGAGGAAUACAACAAGAACAAAUUCAUGCAGAGCCGGACCCAGAACUUCAAGAUGUUCCUGGUCUCCAAAAAUGAACUGGAUGAUGAGAUAAUGGACAGAUUCUAUGUACUCAGGGUAGUGCUAGGUUGAAUUCU
This is a messenger RNA of Strongylocentrotus purpuratus (purple sea urchin), 1858 nucleotides long. RefSeq names its product putative IQ motif and ankyrin repeat domain-containing protein (gene iqank1). The record is from RefSeq and is a predicted model, not a curated record. Lineage: Eukaryota; Metazoa; Echinodermata; Echinoidea; Camarodonta; Strongylocentrotidae. Gene Ontology annotation, molecular function: protein binding. Bases 117 to 1853 code for a protein of 578 amino acids. The transcript has 10 exons.